CCUAUUUUCCCCAUUAUUUCUUUUACGUUUCUUCACUUCCGUCUCUCUACACUGCGCUUCAUAUACACACACGCCUACACGGACACUAAUCGCAGCUUUUCUGUUUGUGUAAAUUUCGGAUUGAAGAGCUUACGAAGAAGGCAUAGAUAGAUACUUAUCAAAGAAAAGAAGGGAAAAUUAAAUAAAUAAAAAAAGAUGAUCAGGUUGACACUGGAAGAUGGGAUGAAUAGAUUGGAGGAUGGCAUUGCCAAAGCGUUGAUGAUAAUGGAUGGUUACACUGCUAGUGCACUGUUUAGUUCAGAGGAAUACAUGAAGUAUUAUGAUUGUGUUUAUCUUUUGUGCGUUCAACCGCCGCCAAAUGACUACUCAUGGCAGCUUCAUGAAAGAUUUAAGAAAGCUUUGGAAGAAAGUAUUUUUUUAAAGGUUUUGCCAUCCCUAAGUGAUAAAAAUGGAGCUCCCCUGUUAUCUGAACUUCGACGUUUAUGGGCAAAUUAUAAAUCAAUGGUGAAAUGCCUUGGGGGAUUUUACUUGUACCUUGAUCAGAGGUUUUCUGACCGCGAAACUGCUGCACCCCUUUCUGAAAUUUCAGUUUGCUGUUUCCAUGACUUGGUCUGUACUGCUUUCCUCCAAAAAUUUAUAGAUGCUGCUAUAUUACUGAUCACACAAGACCGCAAUGGGCAGCCAACUGACCAGACCUUUCUACAGAGUCUUUCAAACUUUUUCACUGAAGUUGGAGGGAAAACAAGACCAUUCUGCUAUAACAAGUUUGAGGAGGCAAUACUUGUUGACACAGGCAAUUACUACUCUCAAGUAGCUCCAGAAUGGCUACUGAAUUAUUCUUCAGCAGAAUAUGCAUCUAAGGCUGAACAGUGUUUGAGGGAGGAAAGAGGAAGAGCAUGCAAAAUUUUGCAUCCACCUGGAGUAGAGAAGCUUCUACAGAUUGUGCACUGGAAGUUGGUUGGUGAAAUUACAAAUCAAUUGAUUGAAAAGCAAAAUGCUGAGAAUCUUGAUGCAUCAAGAUAUAAGGGAAUACUUGAGCAAUGUUCCAAAUUAAACAUUGGGUAAUGAGUGGUGGAUAGAAUUGUUGUGAUCGUGUGACUUGCUCGCGUUCUCAACAUUGGAAAAAUACAACAUUCAGAGACCUCUAGUCUAACUCUCUAAGUACUAACAAUAGUGAUCCGCUUAAUACAUUUACACACCUAUUGUUUCAUUGGACUUAUGAAAGAGUUUUGUGUAGCUUUUUUGAGCUUACUCCUUGCAUUUGUAAGUAAUAUCAUUUCAUAGUACGAUGUGUCCAUAAC
Molecule: messenger RNA, 1301 nt
Organism: Ipomoea nil (Japanese morning glory)
Lineage: Eukaryota; Viridiplantae; Streptophyta; Magnoliopsida; Solanales; Convolvulaceae
Product: cullin-1-like
Exons: 9
Coding region: 196-1065 (289 amino acids)
Biological process (GO): ubiquitin-dependent protein catabolic process; protein ubiquitination
Cellular component (GO): cullin-RING ubiquitin ligase complex
Molecular function (GO): ubiquitin protein ligase binding
Source: RefSeq, a predicted model, not a curated record